Molecule: messenger RNA, 249 nt
Organism: Guillardia theta CCMP2712
Lineage: Eukaryota; Cryptophyceae; Pyrenomonadales; Geminigeraceae
Exons: 4
Molecular function (GO): GTP binding; GTPase activity
Source: RefSeq, a predicted model, not a curated record
CCGAACAUGGGCAAGUCGUCGGUGAUCAACAGCAUCUUCGGGAAGAAGGUUGUCUCCUCCUCGUCCACGCCGGGGCACACGAAGCACUUUCAAACUCUCUUCCUCACCAAGAGAGUUUGCUUCUGCGACUCCCCGGGAGUUGUUUGCCCGAAGCUCAAGAUCCCCCGAACUUUGCAGGUCAUCUUCGGGUCCUACAGGAUCGCACAGGUCAGAGAACCUUACAGCAUCAUUCGAUUCAUCGCCGAGAAG